CUCUUUGCUAUGCCCCCCGCACCCUUCGCGGCAUCAUAAAUCGGCGCCAUUAUUUUGGCUUUGCCAACACUACUAUCCCCGAUAUUAUUGCCGGCCAACGUCGGCUCGUAAACAUGGGUCUUUUCAUCUUGAGCCAGCUGCCAAUGCUGCUCCCACGCCAGCUUCCCCCAUAGUUCUUUAUAAGACACCUGCUGCUGCACUGCACACUUCGUUUAUCCGCGACCUGUCCAGCCUGUUCGGUAUAUCUCACAAUCUAAUUAUUGGUUGAACACCCCUGAUACACUUACUUUCUUUCUGUGAUACCCUGCUCCAUUCUGACGGAUCGACGGCCCCAACCAUGACAGACAAGUAUGACAUCGUCAUCAUUGGUGCUGGACCAGUAGGCCUCACACUCUCGACCUGUCUGGCGAGAUGGGGCUACCGCAUCAAGCACAUCGACAACCGCCCCGAACCCACACCGACCGGUCGUGCAGAUGGAAUCCAGCCACGUUCCCUGGAUUUGCUGAGGAACAUGGGCCUGAAGCGUAAGAUCAUGGCCCAUGACCCUGCCAAAGUGUACGAAGUUGCAUUCUGGGAUCCCAAUGCUAAGGGCAUCCACCGAACCGGCACAUGGGCCAGUUGCCCAAAGUUCAUUGACGCCAGAUACCCUUUCACGACGCUGUUGCACCAGGGAUUGAUCGAAAGGGCAUUCAUCGAGGACAUUGAGAGCCAUGGCACGCAAAUUCAGCGACCGUGGACCAUUACUGGAUUUCAGAAUGAUGGAAAAGACCCCGACUACCCGGUUGAGGUCAGCUUAGCACAUGUAGAUGGAACUCUCUCGGAGACAGUCCGAGCUAAGUACUUGUUCUCCGGCGAGGGUGCCAGGAGUUUUGUGAGAGAGCAACUCGGUGUCAAGAUUCACCACAAGGAUCCGAUUGCCCAUGUUUGGGGUGUUAUGGAUGGUGUUGUUCGAACGAACUUCCCUGAUAUUAAGAUGAAAUGCACAAUACAUUCCGAUGCUGGUUCUAUCAUGGUUAUCCCUAGAGAAGACAACAUGGUCCGUCUCUACAUUCAAAUUGCAUCCUCAACCGACCCAGAUUGGCACCCCCGCAAGACAGCCACUGCGGAGGAAGUGCAACGCCGCGCCAAGGCCAUCUUCAAGCCCUAUGAUAUUUCAUGGGAUCGUGUCGAGUGGUACUCCGUGUACCCCAUUGGUCAGGGUAUCGCUGAGCGUUACACUCUCGAUGAGCGGGUCUUUAUGGGUGGUGAUGUAUGUCAUACCCACUCGCCGAAGGCAGGGCAGGGUAUGAACACCGCAUUCCUUGACGCUGUCAACUUGGCAUGGAAGAUCCACCACGUUGAAUCUGGAUUCGCGACACGCGACAUUCUGUCGACUUACGAAUCUGAACGCAAAAAGGUUGCCGAGAAUUUGCUGGAUUUUGAUGCCAAAUAUGCCAAGCUCUUCUCUACACGCAUUCCCUCUGCCGGCGAGGUCGCUGGAGCUUCGAGCGCCGGACCGGAAGAGAACGAUUUCGUCAAGACGUUCAAGGCAAGCUGCGAAUUUACCUCUGGAUAUGGUGUCGCAUAUAACCCCAACUCAAUUAACUGGGGUUCCGAGCACCCGGCUCAACACCCACUAUUCCUGUCCUAUGAGAAAGGAACGAACCUCCGUACUGGACGCAUUCUUACUCCCGCCACUGUGACUCGCGUCGUCGAUGCCAACGUCGUUCAUCUAGAGCAAGAAAUCCCACUCAACGGCUCCUACCGAAUGUACAUCUUCGCCGGUGAGCCAUGGCGCGCGGCAACUGCACUUCGCGACCUUGCCACACACCUCGCAAAUCCGAAAUCAUUCUACUCUGCCUUCAGUCAUCGCGACGACUCGGUAGAUCGAUACCACGAAGUGCACAACCCCCACAACAACUUCAUCUCCAUCUGCACCAUCUUCAACGCCGCCCGCUCAAAGAUCUCGAUCCAGGAGAUGCUCCCAGAAGUCUUCGCCCGGUACCGCGACCAUGUCUACGCUGAUGACGUGUGGGAUCAGCGCGUGCCAGACGCAAAGGCUGCUGCACACGCCAAGAUGGGCUUGAGUGAGGAGAAGGGUGGUAUCGUCAUUGUCCGACCGGACGGAUAUGUAGGAUGCGUUGUCAAAUUGGAGGAGGGUAAGGGUACUGCUGAAGCUCUUAACCAGUACUUCAGCGUGUUGACGGGAAAGAAUCUUGGAGAGAAGAGGGCAGCUUUGUAGAUCUUGUAAAUAUUUCACUUUGAACGUGGCGUUGUAGUAUAGGUUUUAUCCGCAUAGCGUGUUUUCUAUUUGGGCCAAAAGCUUGAGAUAUCGCCAGGCCAUCUGUAG
Messenger RNA from Aaosphaeria arxii CBS 175.79, 2329 nucleotides. RefSeq lists its product as uncharacterized. The coding region runs from base 338 to 2221 and encodes 627 amino acids. The transcript is spliced from 2 exons. The record is from RefSeq and is a predicted model, not a curated record. Gene Ontology annotation, molecular function: FAD binding. Lineage: Eukaryota; Fungi; Ascomycota; Dothideomycetes; Pleosporales.